UCUUGUACAAUUAAUUCAUUGCUGGCUGAAGCUUACUGCAUUGUUGUCUACUAAGCAGAGAAUAGCAUGAUAGUGAUAAUCUCUAUUGUAAAAUUCAAAUGUAAAUCAUGGAAAACAUUACAAUGUGAAUGGAAUGUUACGCAUUCAAAUGCAAAUCAAAAUUUGAACCAUACUGACUGCAGGGAAAUGAAAGGUUGGCCUGUGAGUUAUGAGAAUGCUUCUUCCUUGCUGGUGAUGGGACUAUGAUCCCACAUUAGAAGACCAAGCAUUUUUUCUCCAGAUUUUGAUGUAGAGGAUAAAGAAAAAAGGUUCAGUUUGUUAAGAAUGGCUUUUUAUAGAACAAGAAAUGCAUCAAGAAUUGUAAAACAUGAUGAUGUGGAAACAUUGUCAUACUGCAAAAACUUUUCCAAUGUCAAGGAUUUGCUGAUGACUGGGCUUUUAGAAGGGCUUUCUGUGAAUUAUAUCUUCAAGAAGCAUAAGGUAAACCUCCAUGGAUUUAUAAAAGGUGAUGGUUAUCAAUGUGGAUGUUCGUCAUGUAAUUACACUCAAGUAUUAUCUGCGCUUGAGUUUGAGAAGCAUGCAAGGGUUACCUCAAGUCACCAAAACAAUCAUAUUUUCUUGGAUAAUGGAAAAACACUUCACCAAAUUGUCGUACAUUUGGCACAGGUGCCUGCCAAGUCUUUGUAUGAAGAAAUGAUUGAUAUAACGGGUCAUGACAUUGAUUUCGGGUUAUUCAGUGCUUGGAUGAGAGGAUCACUGCAAACAACAAGCCUUUUACGAGCCAGAAUUAACAACUUAAAGUUGAAUUCUCCACCAAAUCUUAUGAGCCAGAUUCAACCAUUGGUGAGAAAUGAGCUGAAGAGGCCUCGCAAGAAACUGAGAAGAGGGGCCUCGUCGAGGACUAUUCCAGCGACAAAUGGCUCGUGGUCAGUGUCAGGAGUGUCGAAAAAUGUACUUCCAGUUCCUUCAGAGACCAAAGAUCCCUCAGUUUUAGGACCUAGUGGAGACGAAACUUAUACAAGCAAAGGCUCAGGGUUAGAGUCACCACCCUCCCAUAAUGACUUGCUAGUCCCGUUGGUGACCAAAUUUUCAUCUCCUUUGGUAUUUUAUGGAGAAACUGAUACAAGAAAUUGCCCAGGAUUAGAUUCACAACCCUCUACUAACAGCAUGCUGCUUCCUUUGGAGACCAAAAACCCCUCUUCUUUAGUAUUUCAUAGCAAGACUGAUACAAGCAAUGGCUUGGGAAUAGAGUCACUACCCUUUGAUAGUGGCUUUCUAAUGCAUUUGGAGACCAAUGAUCUCUUUCCUCUGGACCUUAAUGGAGAAACUGCUACAGGGAUCUUCCACACUGAUGGUUUGGUUUUCGAGCUGCCAUCCUCCAACAAUGAUGGCAAUCCAAUCCAGAAAUCAGAUAAUCAAGGAUACGGCCCAAAUGGCUUUUCCCAUCAAGAAUUUGAGAUGAAUGUGGCCCCUUCGGGGACUGGAUUCGAGAAGGUGCAAGCAGAGAUCCUUGAGAAGUGUCAGGAGGAUUUCUUGCCAAGUAACAAGAAGGAAUGGAAGAGUUACAAUAAUGUGUCUUCAAUGGUCUUCAUUCGUAAUGUCAAAAGCUUGCUAUCUACUGGCUUGCUUGAGGGGAUGCCAGUCAAGUACAUCUACAAGAAAGGAAAUGUGGAGCUUCAUGGAUAUGUUAAAGGUCUUGGGUAUCAAUGUGGUUGUUCAUCAUGUAAUUAUACUGAGGUGCUAUCUGCUCUAGAGUUUGAAAGACAUGCAGGGGCUGCUACAAAAAAUCAGAAUGAUCACAUAUUCUUGGACUGUGGGAUAAGUAUCUAUGGCCUGGUUAAAAAAGUGCACAAUCUUCCACUUGACUCAGUAUGUGGAGUGCUUGAGAGAAUGAUUGGCCAUCCUCCAAAUGCAGAAUGCUACGAGGCAUGGAGAGAAGCUCAAGCAAUAGGCCCCCAAACACAAAGUUCUGGCCUAAAAAGGAAGGAAAACAAUCAGAAUCAUUCAAGUUCCCAUCUUGGGUCUGGCUUAGUUCAAAGCCAUGUGGUGCAUAGCAUAGGAGACAACGACCGCUCUUCCUUUCCAAAUUUCAUUGAACAACUUUUACACAGUGAGCAGGAUUAUCCAAUUAUGAUCAAAGAGCAGAGAAGUUCCCAAGUGCCUAAUAUGGAAGAGAGAGUUUCCAUACCUUUUGAUCUCAAUGAAGAAUGUAGCCUUAUGUUUCAUGACAUAGAAGGAAAGGAGUGGCCUCCUUCAAAUAACUUCGGGGACAUUUCAUAUGACCUACCGGAUUAUCCGAAUAUGAUCAACAACACAAGGUGUUCUUCAGGGCUGCCUACGGAAUGCAAUGCUGUUGCAGCCUCGAGUGGUGAGGAACUCAAUUUCACAAUGCCUGCUACAAAGGCCAGUACAGCUUCAGAUUCCAGAAUCCCCAACGCUAAUUCACCUGUAAAACAGAAUCAUUCGGACAUGGAAAGGUCAGAAAUAACAGAAAGGUUGCCAUUAUCACAGAAUGUUCACAACAUUCCUGAAUCCACUCUUUGUCCUACAGGGGAAACUAAUUUUGCUCAAGGUUUUUCAAAGAAAAGGUAUAAUGAUUUGCAUGGAUUAGUUUUCAUGGAAAGUGGUCUAGCAGAUGGAUCUGAAUUGGAUUACCGCUCAAAGGGACAGACAAUCCUGAGAGGUAAAAAACUUCAAAAUGGUAUACUGUGUAGUUGCUGUAACAGCAAGGUUAGUCCUUCACAGUUUGAAGCCCAUGCUGGAUUUUCUGGAAGGCGUCAACCCUAUCAUAACAUAUACACUCCUAUUAUGGACUUAUCACUUCAUGAGCUAUCAAUUAUCCUGUCAGGUGGUCAAAACUUGACUACGAUGUUAAGUGAAGAAAAGUGUGCGAUAUGUGGAGAUGGUGGAGAACUGAUUCCUUGUGAUGCAUGCCCAAAAGCCUUCCACACAGUUUGUUUGGACAUACAAUGCCUUCCUGAGGGCGAAUGGCGUUGUCCAUACUGCACAGAAAGCUUUUCUGAAACAACAUCUACAGUUACAGCCUCAUGUGCUACUCAACCUCUUUCUGUUCAUUCAAAACGCAUCCUUAAAGCACCAACAAAUUUCCUUGGUGGUUGUGCCUUUUGCAAGGGAUUCUCUUCCUGUCAAGAUAAUUUCAGUGCAGAAACAGUUCUGUUCUGUUACCAAUGUGUGAAGGAGUACCAUGUUGGUUGUUUGAAAAAACAACGAUUUUGUGAUUUAAAGGACAUCCCUUUGAGCAAGUGGUUUUGCUCUGCAGAAUGUGAUAGAAUCCAUGUCGCCUUGGAAAGAUUUGUGCUUAAAGGACCGUUGGCUGUUCCCUGGUCACUAAUAACUAUGAUGAAAAGUAAAACCAGAGAUAUUGGGUUAGCUAAUGAAACCAGAGAUGAAGUACAGUGGCAACUUCUAAAUGGGCAGCACAUUCCUGUUUCAGAAAAACUAUUUGUCAAGGCUAUUUCUAUCUUUGAAGAUGAAUUUGGUCCUAUAGUUGAAAGAGGCAAUGAUAUCAUACCAGCUAUGGUUUACAGUCGAGAGAUUGUUGAUCAAGAUUUUGAGGGGAUGCAUUGUGCAGUUCUAAUGGUGAAGUCAGUAGCUGUAUCUGCUGCAGUUUUCAGAGUAUUUGGUAAGGACGCUGCUGAAGUUCCUUUGAUUGCCACUCAUCAUAAAAGCCGAGGGAAGGGAUAUUGCAAAACUCUUCUGCUUUUGAUAGAGGAGCUUUUGCGUUCUUUGGGUGUGGAAACUGUGAUGCUUCCUGCAGCUGAAGAUGAACUUCCAUUGUUCUUAGACAAACUUGGCUAUACAAAAAUGGAAGAAGAGCAGCUAAAGCAGUAUUCAGAGGCCCUCCCAUUAUUGAUGUUCCAAAACACAAGCAUGCUGGAGAAACAAUUGUCUCGCAAUGCAUUUCCUAGUUGUCCUAUGAACAGCUAAAGAUUAUAAUCAACAUUGCUUUCUCCAAAUUAUUUUACGAUGACUUACAUCCUUUGUUGACGAGAAUGGGCUGCCGGGGCAUUGGUGAAGUUGUUCUUAGUGUAGUCUCACACAUGAUUUGGAGGUGAGGAAAGUCCCUUUGUAUCUGACUUAAAUGCUGCAUACAUGCAACACUUACCAACACUGCUGCACUUCCUUGAACACAAAAAGUGGAUAUUGUUUCAACUAUUUAUCUAGAAAUGUCUUUGUAUUAGCAUUGUUUGCGAUGCGAAAACAUUCUUUCAUUGUUUACACAGAAUUACUUUCUUCUUGUGGAUAAAAUUUAUGAUUUGUGUCUUUUUUAGCCUGUAAUCAGUGAGCAAUGCAUU
Messenger RNA from Dioscorea cayenensis subsp. rotundata (Guinea yam), 4316 nucleotides. RefSeq lists its product as uncharacterized. The transcript has 27 exons. NCBI's taxonomy places the organism in Eukaryota, Viridiplantae, Streptophyta, Magnoliopsida, Dioscoreales, Dioscoreaceae. The record is from RefSeq and is a predicted model, not a curated record. Gene Ontology annotation, molecular function: acyltransferase activity, transferring groups other than amino-acyl groups. Bases 325 to 3948 code for a protein of 1207 amino acids.